Messenger RNA from Anarrhichthys ocellatus (wolf-eel), 1761 nucleotides. It is a transcript of the gene eif4e1c, whose product is annotated as eukaryotic translation initiation factor 4E family member 1c. Gene Ontology annotation, cellular component: eukaryotic translation initiation factor 4F complex; cytoplasm. Lineage: Eukaryota; Metazoa; Chordata; Actinopteri; Perciformes; Anarhichadidae. The record is from RefSeq and is a predicted model, not a curated record. Gene Ontology annotation, biological process: translational initiation. Bases 35 to 673 code for a protein of 212 amino acids. Gene Ontology annotation, molecular function: RNA 7-methylguanosine cap binding; translation initiation factor activity. The transcript has 7 exons.
AGCGCUGAACGGGCAGAACAUUUCUACAGUCAAGAUGGCGACAUCCGAGCCGAAAGCACCUGAACCUGAAGAACAAUCACAAACUGACAGCCCAGUCGUCGUUGUGGAUCCUGAGCAGUAUAUCAAGCACCCCUUGCAAAACAAAUGGGCCCUGUGGUAUUUUAAAAAUGACAAGAGCAAAAGCUGGACAGAGAACCUGCGUCUCAUUUCCAAAUUCGACACAGUGGAAGACUUUUGGGCAUUAUACAACCACAUACAGCAACCAAGCAAACUUGGCUUUGGCUGCGAUUAUUGUUUAUUUAAGGAUGGGAUCAAGCCGAUGUGGGAGGACGACAGGAACAAGCUCGGGGGUCGAUGGCUGAUGACUCUCAAUAAGCAACAGAGACACAAUGAUCUUGACCGCUACUGGAUGGAGACGCUCUUGUGUUUAGUCGGUGAGUCGUUUGAUGUGGCAAGUGAAGAUGUGUGUGGAGCUGUGGUCAACGUCAGACCAAAAGGUGACAAAAUAGCCAUCUGGACUAGCCAAUGCCAAAACAGAGACGCCAUCAUGACGAUAGGGCAAAAUUAUAAAGAGCGCUUGAGCAUCCCCCUCAAAGCCCUGAUCGGCUACCAGUCACACGACGACACAUCCAGCAAGAGCGGAUCCACCACCAAGAACAUGUAUUCCGUUUGAAACACUCCUCCAACCCCAAUUUCAACUUGCUGUAGAUUUAAACAAUUACCAAACCGCAUCAUCACAAAAUUUUUUUUAUUUUUUGAGUUGUCAACUACUGUAUUGUCUUUUCCUUUUUAUUGAAAAGAGAAUUGUUUAAAGUGUGUACAGUUGGAGCUUCCCCCAACGUGAUAAACCAGUGGGGUGAUGGUUAUAAAUAGGAAGGAGGCCCGAAAGGAGUAUUUGUUCUCUAAAUGUCACACAUUAACUAGAGAACACAAAUGAUUUCCUUUUUUAGAGUUGAAGAGUUCUGUGAUUGAUACCAGUGACCUCCCCUAGCUUUUUUUUUCAGUACUAAAUGGCUUGAAGUCGCAAAAAAAACACAACUUUCUUGACUAUACAGCCUUGUGUUUUUCUCAUGCUGAUCUUCUCACUCCUUACAAAAACUGUUUCUCGCCUCGCAGGUAAAGGCGGUAGGCAACUUAUCCCUUCACAGAACAAGUUUUAAGGGAAAUUUUAACUUGAUUUAUCCAGAAGUGUUAAGCAUGAGUCAGGCUUUUUAGACACAGCAGCUUGAAUAAUCUACAGUAUCUUAAAGGCUUGUAAAAGCUGUAGUCACACUCCAAAGUAUAGGGUUUGGAUUUAAGGCCACUUAUUGUUUCAGCCAUGCUGGAAUUGUGGAAUAUUGCUUUUAGUAGUUUUUGAACUUUUUUUCUUCCCCUUACAUUUAUUUAUAAUGUAUGCAUUGCAGAUGACUUACUUCGUUGAAAGACAACAAUGAAACUUGUGUUGUUGUUUUUUCAAAUUGUUUUUUUUUCUCUUUUUUUGUUAUUACCGUCAAUAAUGUGGACUUCUGCAUAUAGAUGACAUUUUCUACAGUGUACCAUAAAGUAAAGAUGCUGACAGAAUUAGGUGUGCUUUUCACUAUUUUCUUCCUAACAAAAACUGUAGAUAAUGUCGCACUCCUCUCUUGGUUGAUGCAAAGGAAAGAUGAUAUUCAUUGUGAAAUGAUUUUGCUCAUAAUGUAUCUUUAUCUGUAAUUCCAGGAUGUAUAUUACCUUCUUUCAAGUAAAGGUUAAGUGCUUUGCAUUAAAAUCAGAUCGACAUUG